ACAUUUAUAAGACGUUCUCGUAAUUACUCCAUUUAGUUCACGUUAGUGUAAAAAUAUAUAUAUCCAAGAAAUCAGAUUCUCCAUCCAGAUGAAAAACGAAACGGGAACACCAUCUAAACCGGAAGAAGUCGAUUACGUAAUCGUAAUCGCUGGCAAGAAAUUAGAAAACAACGAUAAUGUAAAAUUGGCAAAUAAUUUUUUAAACGCAUUAGCUGCCAAAGGGGUCGACUUGACUAUGGAUUACGGAAUUUUUUACACAAAAUAUUUAUUUGUACGAUUAACAAUUCCUGACCAUUUAGUCCAAGAAUUAUGCAAUUCCUACAACAUCAAUUUAUCGUAUAUUAACCCAUAUUUUUCGUCCGACACCAAAUUCAACUGGAAAAUAUUUCAAACCGAAAUUGAUUUAAAAGAUUCUUCUCGUAUUUUUCGAAGAGCACCGGAGACUUUACUGGAUUUAAGACCAACUAAACCAACUAAAGCCGAAAAAUCAAUGUUACUUUACCUAUUAAUGACAAAAACUUGGUUUGAUGAAAAAGUCAACGAUUACGGAGUCGAUAAAUUACUUUCAAAGGGAAUAUUUGCCGCUGCUUACCCGAUACAUGAUGGUUCUUAUUAUUGGACUCAACAAGGACCGCUUUCAGAGAGACAACUUUUAGUAAAAUAUUGGGCUAAUUUUUCCUAUUUUUAUAAAAAUCAGCCGUUAAAUUUAAUCGAAAAAUAUUUCGGCACCAAAAUAGCGAUUUACUUCGCUUUUAUGGAUUUUUACACAAAAUGUUUAGCUGCUGCGGCUGCUAUCGGUGUAAUUUUUUACAUUGCUGGGUUCUUAAUGGCAAUAUUUCAAAAUUUUGAUGUAAUCGAUGAAGAAAUAUGCAAAAGCAAUUUAACGUUAUGUCCGGUUUGUUCAAAUAAUAUCACGUGCCAAUAUGAGAUGUACAAUAAUUAUUGUGAUGAUAUGAAGAAAGCGGUUAUUUUAGACUCCAUGUUUUCGAGUAUUUAUGGCGUUUUGAUGUCAAUUUGGGGCAUUUUUGUAAUGUUCUUCUGGAAAAGACGCUUAAACAUGCUUAGAAUGAAUUGGAACGUGGUUCGAAUUCGCUUGCAAAAAGAUUUGAGACCGGAAUAUGUAAAAAUUGCCAAACAUACCCGCAUCAACGCCGCAACGGGAGAAGAAGAACAUUACGUCCCAACAUACAAAAGAUUCUUUACUUUAUCUUUUACAAACGGUUGUAUCGUUUUUUUGGGAUUCUUAUUAAUUUUAUUUGGAAUAUGCAUGGUCAUCGUAGGAAAUCGACUUUCUUAUUAUAUCAUGUACAGUGUUGACCAAAAAACGGUUGUACAAGCAACACUUUUUAGUAAAAUUUUAAGUGGUGUGAUGCUAUUUAUACAAGUUUAUGGGUUUGUUACAUGGUUACCCGUGGUAUCCGCUUUUUUUACAAAAAUGGAAACUCCAGCUAGCCAACAUGAUUACGACCACUCCUACAUUAUUAAACAUUCGAUUUUAUUGUUUGCAAAUAGAUAUGUAGCGCUUAUUUAUCUCACAUUUAUUCGGGGUCGAGCUUAUAGCCAUCCGGGAAAAAAUGCUGAUUAUUACUUAUUGAAAGAGUUUUCUCACGAUUUAUGUGGCCCACUCGGUUGUUUUUUUAAUUUAGGGAUAGCUUUGGCGACGCUUUUCGGGUUUGAUAGUGCAAGGCUGCUUAUUCAACAAUUUAUGGAGAUGUUUGUUCAAGUUAAAAUAAACAAGCGAAAACAUACCAAGGAUUUACCAAAUUUUCCUCAAUGGGAGCUGGAUUUUGGUUUAUUACCGUCUGUUAGACUUUUUUCAUACAUAAAUAUUUAUGAUAUAAUUAGCCAAUUCGCAUUAAUAAUCGGUUUUGUUUCGGCGUUUCCUUUGGGUCCACUUCUUGCGGUGAUUCGCAACAUUUUCAAAAUAAGAGUAGAAGCGAUUAAGUUCGCGAAAUAUAGCAGAAAGUGUAUACCGAUGAAAGACAGCGGAUUAGGGCCUUACAACAAAAUAAUUAAAUGGGUAUCUGGAAUUGCAAUUUUUGUGAAUGGUUGUGUGAUUGCAUUUUCAAGUUCAACGAUUUCGUGGCUUUUAUACAAGUUUUAUUUUAAAACGGAAGGGGGAUACUAUAACUUUAUGCUUUCUGAAUUUGAUUCAGCUGAUCUUAACGAGAAAACUGCCCAAUCUAAGGGAAUUUGUUAUUAUCCCGGCCUACGUCAUCCUCCUAAUAAUCCUGAUAAAUACGGACUAAAAAUCGAAUUUUAUGUUAUUAUUAUUGCACAAUUAGUAUUUUUAAUUAUUUACCAGCAAUUUAUGUUGUUUAUAGUUGGUUUAUUAAGGAGUACUUUAACUGAAAAACCAAGAGUUUUUAAGGAACGUGUAUUAUACGAAGAAGUGUUAGUAAGAGAUAUUAAACAGAAGAUUUUGAACGAUUUAUACAACGAUCCGAUUCGUCGAAACUUUCCAGAUACAAUUCAAAUUCCUCCACCUUUAUUUAACGACUAAUUAAUGUACAAAAAGUUUAAAUAAAUUAUUAAAG
Onthophagus taurus is the source of this 2537-nucleotide messenger RNA. Its product is annotated as anoctamin-6-like. The record is from RefSeq and is a predicted model, not a curated record. Gene Ontology annotation, cellular component: plasma membrane. Lineage: Eukaryota; Metazoa; Arthropoda; Insecta; Coleoptera; Scarabaeidae. Gene Ontology annotation, molecular function: protein dimerization activity; chloride channel activity. Gene Ontology annotation, biological process: chloride transmembrane transport.